GCUCCUCAUUGUCAAAGCCCAACAGAAAAGCUGCUGCCAUUAUCUUAUUAACAUCUAUCAGAAAGUUCACGAUGGCAGCAAAGACGGCUCGACCCUCAGAGGAAAAGUUUGGGAUGCCCUCCAGAAGGCCAUCUCCAUGUGUCCCACUCGACACUCGCUUGUCAUUGCAGGGGACUUUAACACUGGCUUGCAGGCCUGUGCACCCUACACGGGUUCAGCAAUCAUAGGCAAGGGUAAUGCUGCUGAUGCUCCUGAUGCGCAUGUCCUACAACGCAUGCUUAAACAAUUUGAUCUCAGAGCCCUCAAUACCUUUCAGCCUGCACCCGGUGCCUUUACCUUUCAGCACCAAACCAAGGGGGGAGCUUUUCGGAAGAGUCAAAUUGAUUUUGUCAUCAUCAGAGGAAGGCGCACUGACUCCCAGGCUAAAUGCACGCGCACCUUGGUUGAUGCGGACCUGGGUGCUUGGAGAGGGGGUCCCAAACACUGGCCGGUUCAGGCUAGCAUCCCGGCGGAAUGCUAUUAUGCGUCCAACAUGUCAUCCAGCCACAAGGAGACUAAGAGCAUUAACGCCAAACUUAAGAAAGGACAGCUUCAUCUUGAUGACCCCGAAGGCUUUCAACAGGCCACUCAGCAACGGCUGCAGAGCCUGAGGGGAUGGGAUACACAGGAAAUCAAUGGGAUCCUUGAGGAAGAGCUGCAUAGUCGACUUGUCUCUGCUGAUCUGCGACUUGAUCACGACACACCCGAUGCGACCACGCCAGUCAAAAGCCUCUGGCGAUGUCAUCGGGAACUUAAAGCCCUGCAGCAAAUGGACACUGCGGAGGCUGAGGCCAAGCGUUGCGAUCUAAAGGUUAAGUUCACUCAGCUCCAACGACAGGUUCGUACCGUCAGCAAGCUCAAGAGACAGGCCUUUGUCGAGCACUGCAUUCAGCGAGCCAUUCAGGCUGCCCAUCAUGGAGACAUCAGAGAGGUUUACCUUCAAGUCAAUACAAUAGCGCCCAAGGUCAUACGUCGCAGACCGCAACUUCGGGAUGCUCAGGGUCACAUCAUGACAACACAGCAGGAAACCCAGACACUACAACAGUUCUGGCAAGAAGUUUAUAUCGGCCAACAACCCAGAUCACCAGAUCCGCUGCUGAGAUAUGACUUACCGCCCCAGCUGCUUGAAGAUGCUCUUGCCUCACUGCCGCAGCACAAAUCACUGCCAGAUCACUAUGUGCCAGGCAUUGCUUGGAAACUUGCGGCCUCUUCGGUGGCUGCCUUGGCUCAACGAACCAUUCUUAGCGAUUGGCAGCAGGAUCGCUUCUGGAUUCCACCCGAAUGGAGGCAUGCCUGGCUCUGCUUCAUAUUGAAGCCCAACAAAUCGGGGCGCAAGGCUGAGGAGUAUCGUCCGAUUGGACUGACAGACCCAGUUGGGAAAGCGCUCCUAGGAGCCAUUUCUGUGCAGCACCGUGAUGCUCUUUAUGGGUCAGUUGCGCCCUACCCUCAGUUCGCCUACAUGGCCAAUCGUGGUGUAUCUCAAGCCCUCAUGAGAGCUUUUCAGCACCUGCAUACAGCUCGCGAACUGGUCGCCCAACAACGCGUCACACUGCAACAGCGCCAUGCUGGGGCCACCAGGUGCAGCUUAGUUGGAGCCAUUACUGUCUCCCUUGACAUGAGCAAGGCUUUUGAUUCGCUGGAGCCGCAGUACAUGCAUCAGGCCUUGGAACUCAGUUGUCUUCCUGGGGAUGUGUGCCGUCUCAUUGAGCAUUGGCAUGCAGGCGUUGUUUACCACUUUGAGCAUGAGAAAUGCCAAGCGCAAAUCAGCUGUGGCAGGGGCAUACGACAGGGCUGCAAGAUUGCUCCCAGGGUUUGGUCCCUAUUUACCAUCCUUGUUAUGCAUGAGAUAGGACUCGAAUGGUGCCAACAGCACAGCAACUGGUUCGCGGAUGAUGCCCUCUUCCAGGCAAUAAUACACUCCGAAGAAGAAUUGCUGAAGCACAUCAAAGCGAUCUCCAAGGCUCUCUGGGUCCUGCAGAAGCUGGGUAUGAGCAUUGCUGCCUCCAAAAGUGCUGUGCUGCUCCACCUUGGAGGAACCACGGCCAAGAAAGUGAAGGCAAAGAUCAUACAGGUGCACAAUCAGAAGCAACAAGUGCUCUUUCAGCAUGAAGAUCACCAAUGGAGGCUUCCGGUUGUCGCUCAACAUGAUUACUUAGGAGCCAUUCUUAGCUACACUCGCAUGGAGGAUCUCACUGCAACCAGACGGAUCAAAGCUGCACAAGCCUCUUUCGACAGGCUAAAGCCAGUGCUCACUCAAAAGACCCUUGCUCUGAGAACUCGGCUGCGCAUCUGGCAGGCCUGCGUUACCUCCAGCUUGCUGUAUGCCUUACCGCAGGUGGGCCUCACUCCAGGAUCAGCGCAGCGUGUGGCUGUUUCCUUCUUUCGACAGCUGCGGCACAUUACCAGUAAACCAGUGCACCUCACAGGUAUCAGCAACCAGCAGCUGUGCGAUCAAUACGAUCUCAAGGAUCCAAUUGAUUGCCUGCUUCGCAGUGCUCAGAAGCAACAGGCAAAAACGGUGCGCCUCCGCACUGUCUUGGAUGCCAAGGAUGCAAGACUUGCUGAAGACAUCUUGGCAUGUGAGGCCAGGAUUCUUGCUCAGAUACAUACCAUAGCCAGCGAUCGGCAGGCGGGACAUGUCACCCAUGCGGUCAGACUCAAAGCUUCUUCAUAUCUUGAUUGGAAAGAGGUGGACAGAUUCACGCAUGGCUGCGCCUACCUCUCCUUUGGAUGCUUCUCCAACAAGGUCCUUUUUCAGCUCGUUUUCCUCAAAGAGCUCGGAGCUCAACAGGUUCUGUCAGAAAGCGGCUUCGAGGUAAACAAUCCCAACAAGCGGUACAGGCAGGACCCAGAUCAGGACUACAGCUGGGGAGGAUACCAGGACACAAGGUAUCGUUCAUCGGGAAGCUUGGAUGUGGAGGCGGCUGUGUAUGCCCUGGCCAAGCUUUGUCUCAGGCAGGAGACAGAGCUGAGCGAGAUCAGACAAGAGAAAUGCUUCCUUCUUCAUGUCAGUGCAGCACCUCACGGAAUACUCAAACCGCUCAUUCAGGCCUCCAUGAAGUGGAACGAACUUCGAGACCAGAUGAAAGUGGAAUGCAGUUUGAAGACGGAGCUCUUCCGCCUGAUGCUCAAGGAGACAGCAGCUCGCAUGGAAAAAUUCGAGCAAAAUCAGGAAAGUCAGCGGGCGGCAGAGAAGGUCAACUGGAUCAGCGGCAUGCCACUGCUAUGGUUGUACCAGAAGUGGGAUCCGGAGCAACAGCAGCUUGUUUUGGACCAGAGUCGAUCGGGAGUCCCGCAUCAGGAGGUCAAAGACAUGUUGGAAAACUUGAGUGCAGCGCUCAAGAUGGAUCCGGAGUCGCUCAAUCAGUUUGCGGCCAAGAGAAGGUUGACACCGGCCAUGACAGGCGCUUCGGUGCCAUUCCGGGUAUCCAUCGGUUUACGUGGCCCUCAGUGCCAGAUCCUGCACGAGGCCUUCAUCAAGCUGUCUGGCCUGGCUGUGCUGAACCUGAUUGGGGCCAACAUGCACAAGGAGAGGCAGAGGCAUGGCAGGGAGGCGGACGAGGUGGGCAUGCCUCCGGAGCUGCUGGGCACUCUUGGGACUAGUGUUCGAGACCUGGCUCACAAUACUCAGCCUAUUUUGCUUCGUGCUUUACCUCGCAUCCAGGCGAUCAUGCGGCUCUGGAAUGACCCAAAUAGGCAGCAUGAUGUUGCUGAGUUCCUCUCACAUCUCAUCAUGCAAUGUCGAAUGCCCUUCGGUCUUGAAUGUUGGCAGGUGCGUGCUAUCAGGGGGCUGGAGCUUCGCAUAUUGGAUGAAGGCUCACUCUGCACACCCAUCCCCCUGCCUACUCCCGCUCCUCCCGACAAUGGCCAAGCGCUCACCUUUCAGGCUUGCGCUGCUCAGUUCUUUCAAGAAGCGGAGCAUCCAGAUCAGAUGUGUGCACUUGCCUCUGUCGCACCCCUUGUGUGCUUCCAGCUGCGACGGUAUGAGUUCGAUGUCGAUACUGGCAUAACGCACAAAUGCACCACUCCCGUAGGAUUCUCUGAGUCUGCAAUCCAGGUCCCUGUCUGGAGAGGGGUGGACACAGUGCAGAUUCGGCACGUGCCCUAUCGCAUCACAGCCAUUGCUUUUCAUGAAGGUGUAACGCCGACGGCGGGGCAUUACCGCACAUGCCUGCUGCAUCAGGGGCAAUUCUAUGUCACUGAUGAUGGGGCUGUGGCGAAACGUGCGGACUCCCAGAUGCUUGAACGGGUGCAAUCCAACUCAUACCUUUUCAUAUGCGCCCUGUGCAUGGAUGGCUAG
Molecule: messenger RNA, 4339 nt
Organism: Symbiodinium sp. CCMP2456
Lineage: Eukaryota; Dinophyceae; Suessiales; Symbiodiniaceae
Source: the annotation of a GenBank genome assembly